CCUGUCUUCCCUCCAAGCCUCCUCACAGCUCCUGUCAUUGGCUUCUCGUUUUUGGCCCUCAGCAAACCCUCCCAAGUUUGGGGCACCGUCUGCCCUAACCAGUUAUUUUAGGCCUCGUUCCUGCUCCGAGCCUUCUGACUGGUGGUCUCCCGUCUUUGUCUUUCUCUUUCCUUAGUUCUCAUUUUCUGCCCAGCCUUUCCCUCGCUAUUCUCCCCAGGCUCCUGGCUUGAGUCUGGAGGCUCAGAUCCGCUAAUAGUCAUUUAGCUGCAGGGUCUCAGUUUUCACAUCUGAAAUGGGAAUAUUAUUAUCUCCUGUAUGGGAUUUUGCGGAGUGGAGGAGAUAAGAGGGCGCAGGCGCCGUGUAGAUCAUACAUCGCCUCAGGAAAGUUCUCGGCCGGCGGCUCAGCUCCACUCCCUUUUAUUCUCUUCCGCCCUUUCCAGUCCGGGACCAUUGUGGAAUUAAGAGAUUUUUUUGAAUUGAAUGUUAGGGCAUCUCCCCAAUCGAGUGCAGAGCUGUUGGUUGUUCCCGCCUUCCACGACUAAACGAGCCAAUCAGAUCGCUGGGAGGUUGGCGAGGUACCGCCCCUUGGCGCCCACCUUUAAUAGAACUUGAACUUUUCGCCGUCCCUGCAACCAGCCUCGUCUUGCCCCGCAUCCCAGCUUCAGGCCCCAGGAGGGUGCUUCCUUUUCCUCGUCCCUGUUCCCCAAAUCCUGGUAUCAAACGGGUUGGACGGCGGCAACCGGAAGUGUGCACCAACGUGUCGGGUCCCCCUCGAAAAGACACCGGAAGUAAUCGUUGGUAGAGAAGGAUUCCGCCAGCCUCGCCAUGGCGGCGAUUCCCCCAGACUCCUGGCAGCCGCCCAACGUUUACUUGGAGACCAGCAUGGGCAUCAUUGUGCUGGAGCUGUACUGGAAGCAUGCUCCAAAGACCUGCAAGAACUUUGCUGAGUUGGCUCGCCGAGGUUACUACAAUGGCACCAAGUUUCACAGAAUCAUCAAAGACUUCAUGAUCCAGGGGGGUGACCCAACGGGCACAGGUCGAGGUGGUGCAUCCAUCUAUGGCAAACAGUUUGAAGACGAACUUCAUCCAGACUUGAAAUUCACUGGGGCUGGAAUUCUCGCAAUGGCCAACGCAGGGCCAGACACCAACGGCAGCCAGUUCUUUGUGACCCUCGCACCGACCCAGUGGCUUGACGGCAAGCACACCAUUUUUGGCCGAGUGUGCCAGGGUAUAGGAAUGGUGAAUCGAGUGGGAAUGGUGGAAACCAACUCCCAAGACCGCCCUGUGGACGAUGUGAAGAUCAUUAAGGCAUACCCUUCUGGGUAGACCUCGUGGGCACACCCAGGUCUUCGGCCAGCCAGCUUCCACGUGACCUAGAAUGACAUGUAACUCUACAGCUCGUUUUGGCCUGGCAUAUCAUGGAGUUAGGGAAGCCUGGGCAGAAGUGCACCCUGACAGGAUGUGCUCACUGGGCGUGACCAUCCUUCUCCUCGUGUGUGUCUGCUGCAGCCCACUUAGGACAGAAUGAAGCAGACCCACUUCUGAGUGCCGGACCAAACUUCUUCCUGGGAGAUUCAUAUUCCGGCCCACACUGCAGUCGUUUAGUGGCUGACAGCCACAGAAUUCAAAACCAAGUCGUGCCUCUGUGUAUGCCCCCUUUCAGUCCCCUGCAUUUGUAGGGAAUGUAUGCAUCUCUCUCUCUGUUUUCCCUCUCAAAACCAGAAAUCAGCACUGCUGUUCCUGACACUUAGACAUCCCACGCAAAGCCACAUUGAAUUUUUGCCAAGUGCAAAAUGCAUCCAACAAUCAAGUUUUUAAGGAGGUGUCAAGUGAGGAAUGAUAAUGUGUAAUCAAGAAGUGAACUUAUUUAAAGGAAGCAGAAGCAUUGACCAUUUUUUCCCUAGGAAGGAGUAGACAUCUGUAGUGAAUACAAGGAUAGAUUGAAAAAAAAAAAGCAGUUCUGUGGUAAAGAAUCUUCCAUUAAGUUUUUUUUUUUUUUAACCUAAGACUUUAAAGAAAUCAGAUGAGAUUUUUAUACAUGAAGUUUUGUUUUCUUCAGAGUCUUUUUUGGGGCUGGCAUUGUUGUGAAAGCAGGUAAAGCCAUUGCCUGUGACACUGGCAUCCCAUAUGGGGUCCCGUUCAAGUCCCAGCUGCUCUACUUCCGAUCCAGCUCCCUGCUAGUGUGCCUGGGAGAGCCAGCAGAAGAUGGCUCAGCCCCAGCCGUUGUAGCCAUUUGGGGAGCGAACCAGCAGAUGGAAGAUCUCUCCACCUCACCCUUUGUCUCUCAGUAACUCUGCCUUUCAAAUAAAUAAAAACAAAUCUUACAAAAACUG
Molecule: messenger RNA, 2333 nt
Organism: Oryctolagus cuniculus (rabbit)
Lineage: Eukaryota; Metazoa; Chordata; Mammalia; Lagomorpha; Leporidae
Gene: PPIL1
Product: peptidylprolyl isomerase like 1
Biological process (GO): protein folding; protein peptidyl-prolyl isomerization
Cellular component (GO): catalytic step 2 spliceosome
Molecular function (GO): peptidyl-prolyl cis-trans isomerase activity
Source: RefSeq, a predicted model, not a curated record